This is a messenger RNA of Bemisia tabaci, 1597 nucleotides long. The record is from RefSeq and is a predicted model, not a curated record. Lineage: Eukaryota; Metazoa; Arthropoda; Insecta; Hemiptera; Aleyrodidae.
UCCUAAUUUUUUCUCGGGUGUACAUGAUAUACCACAGUUCCGAUCGAAAAGGCUGCUAAUCAUUUACCAUGUAUCGAGUUCUAUUGUUAUGGGUGCUUGUGUGACGGGUUACCUGCUUCGUCAAGUUUGUUAAAAAGAAUCAAUUCACCCAAAAGGCAUCCAUACAUUAGCGAAGAGGAUCCGGUCUUCAAACCCAAAAUUUAGCCGUUUCAUCUCGGCUGAACCAUGAAUACCCUCACGACACUACUACUGCUGUCAGUCGUGGGUCAGCUCUCGGGACACGAGAUGCAGAUCGAGGACUACGUCCGGAUGCUGGAGCAGCGCCUGAGGGCCAAACGUCAAGUUGUCCCCUUGGACCCAUUCGCGCAAAGCGUGGACGUGUCCGGGGAACACGCGUUCGUGGCCCCCGGGCCGGGGGACCAGCGGGGCCCUUGCCCUGGACUCAACGCCUUGGCCAAUCACAACUACCUCCCGCACAACGGCGUAGCCACCGUUCCUCAGUUCUUCCAGGCGGUCACUUCCGUCUACGGGAUGGGUGCAGACCUCGCUGUUAUCCUCUCCAUUUUAGGUGCACUCCUCGAUGGGGACAUAUGUUGUGCCUGGAGUAUCGGCGGGGCCCCACCCAACUUCACGGCGGCCACCGCGGGGUUGAGUCUCCUCGGCGAGUCGCAGGGCCUCUCUCACAGCCACAACAAGUAUGAAACGGACGGCUCACCCACCCGCGGGGAUUUUUGGAUCACUCGCAACAGUGACCUCGUAAUGGAUCAUUGGGAGGCUAUGGCUGAUCUGCCAUACUACGACCUGACCACGCUGACACCUUUCCGCGCGCAGCGAAACAAGGAAAGCAGACAAACGAAUCCGUACUUUUUUCUCGCUCCGGUGUCCGGGGUGGUCGUCCAACCGGCCGCGUAUGCGUUCAUCUACCGGUUCAUGGCCAACCAUUCUGCCGAGUAUCCAGAAGGCUUACUCGAGCUUGAGGUCCUGAAGUCCUUUUUCGGGGUGAGCGGGGAGCGCGGGAACUUCAGCUACAAGCCCGGCCACGAAGAGAUCCCGGCCAACUGGUAUCGACGCGCCGUCGGCGACGAAUACGGCCAGGUGUUCUUCCUCAAAGACCUCCUAGAGGCCGCCCUUCAGUACCCCGAGUUCCUCUCUAUAGGGGGCAACACUGGCGCAGUCAACACCUUCACCGGAGUCGACCUCACGGAUCUCACCGGGGGGCUCUUGAACAUUCGCACCCUUUUCGAGGGCGACAAUUUGCCCUGUUUCGUCUUACAAUUCGCGGAGCUGGUCGCUGUGUCCGCUCUCCAGGCUGUUACCAGGAGGGUCGAUGAUGUCUUGUUGAAGGGGGUUAUCGGCAAUGCAACGGCCGGCCUCGUCUGCCCCGAGUUGAGCUUUUUCCCGCGGUUGUUUGAUCAGUACCCGGGCUGGACCGAGUUGGGCCCGGACGGGUCUUAUCCCGACCCGAUUUCCAGGAUCAUCAGUAUCGUGUGGUCCGGAAUGUUACCCAAAUUCUAGGGGUCGCAAAAUGAUGCCGAGGUAUGGACAGAUCGCUUGAUGGAGAGCUUAGGGCCCAAAAGUGCAGCCACCCUUCUGAGCA